AUUUUAUCUACAAUAAGCUGCCCAAAAUUCCAUUCCCAAUUUAUGAAGAUUAUGCGAGCGCUGUACCAGUCGCUGAUUAAUCCUUCGUACCUAACCGCCGUCUGCUCCUCCGCAAAACCCUACAAUUUCCGGCAGCUAGCAGUGCGCUGCUUCGUCACUAUGGCCGACGAGUUUGUUAGGGGCAAUGUGCUCCCCAACGGUGUAGCUGUCAUCACUCUCGAUCGCCCCAAGGCCCUCAAUGCCAUGAAUCUAGACAUGGAUAUUAGGUAUAAAAGCUUUCUGGAUGAGUGGGAAUCCGACCCGAAGGUGAAGUGUGUAGUGAUUGAUAGUAGCUCGCCUCGUGCAUUUUCAGCAGGAAUGGAUAUUAAGGGUGUUGUUGCUGAAAUUCGAAAGGACAAAGGUGGUGAUGUGAAGCAGAUUGCAACAAAAAAUCUACAAUCAGAUGUUAUUGAGGUAUUCACUGCUGAAUAUUCUCUGAUAUGCAAAAUUCACGAGUACAAGAAGCCUUAUAUCAGCUUCAUGGAUGGCAUAACAAUGGGAUUUGGUAUUGGUCUAUGUGGUCAUGGUCGUUACCGGCUUAUCACUGAGAAAACUGUUCUUGCUAUGCCAGAAAAUGGCAUUGGUUUGUUUCCAGAUGUUGGCUUUUCAUACAUAGCAGCAAAAAGUCCUGGAGAAGGAGCAGUAGGGGCAUAUCUUGGAUUGACUGGAAAUAGAAUAUCAACGCCUGCUGAUGCUCUGUAUGUUGGCCUGGGAACACAUUAUAUUCCAUCUGAAACCUUGUCAGCACUGAAGGAGAAUCUCUUGGCCACCAACUUUUCUGAAGACCCUGAUCAGGACAUUGGAGCACUGUUGGAAAGAUACAGCAAAAGUCCCGAGUCUGAACCUCGCCUAAAACUGCUUUUACCACGGAUAAUUUCAACAUUUGGAAGUAAAAAGUCCUUGAAGGAGUUACUGAAGGAACUGGAAAGUCAUACAGAAAGUGGGGAUGCCCUGGUGGCUGAGUGGGCGAAAGAUGCUUUGCAAGGACUUAGGAAGGGUGCGCCUUUUUCACUAUGCCUCACUGAGAAGUAUUUCUCAAAAGUUGCCUCUGCUCAAGGCAAGGCUAAUAAUGAUCUGUCGAAGCUGAGUGGUGUGAUGAAAACUGAAUACCGCAUUGCUGUAAGAUCUUCACUUCGAAAUGAUUUUGCUGAAGGGGUCCGUGCUGUCUUAGUCGACAAGGAUCAGAACCCGAAGUGGAGCCCUGGGAGCUUGGAUGAAGUGGAUGCUUCCGAAAUCGAAGCUCUCUUUGAGCCCUUGGGCGAGGACAUCGGAGAACUCAAUGUCUAACCAUCUGCUCCCACCACUUCCCGACUUGCCAUUGCCAUAGCCAUAGAUCGAGAGGGUGCUUUCUUCCAUCGAUCCAUCCAUCCUAUUUGAACAAAUAAAAGGUGUGUUCGACUGUAAUAUGAAUCCUGCUGUAAAGUAAUAUGACAUCUACAGCUCCUGAAAAACCUCGUAACUACGAAGAUUUGAUCUCGAAA
This is a messenger RNA of Andrographis paniculata, 1520 nucleotides long. Its product is annotated as 3-hydroxyisobutyryl-CoA hydrolase-like protein 3, mitochondrial. The record is from RefSeq and is a predicted model, not a curated record. Gene Ontology annotation, molecular function: 3-hydroxyisobutyryl-CoA hydrolase activity. Lineage: Eukaryota; Viridiplantae; Streptophyta; Magnoliopsida; Lamiales; Acanthaceae. Gene Ontology annotation, cellular component: cytosol. The transcript has 11 exons. Gene Ontology annotation, biological process: L-valine catabolic process. The coding region runs from base 43 to 1326 and encodes 427 amino acids.